Messenger RNA from Microplitis demolitor, 3670 nucleotides. RefSeq lists its product as uncharacterized. The record is from RefSeq and is a predicted model, not a curated record. Gene Ontology annotation, cellular component: actin cytoskeleton; Z disc; nucleus. Gene Ontology annotation, molecular function: actin binding. The transcript is spliced from 11 exons. Bases 836 to 3454 code for a protein of 872 amino acids. Gene Ontology annotation, biological process: positive regulation of actin filament bundle assembly. NCBI's taxonomy places the organism in Eukaryota, Metazoa, Arthropoda, Insecta, Hymenoptera, Braconidae.
CGUCAGCUGGUUCAAGUUGAAUUUAAAAUAAAACACUUGUAAUACUUGUAGAUUCUUUUUUUUGUUGCUGAUAAUUAAUCUUGAGAUGUAUCUAAUAAUUUAACUGAAGAGUAUCAUAACAGCCAUACAUUAGUGUCAAAAUCUCCCGGCUUUUAGUUUAUAUACAUUAAUAUACAUAUAUAUAAAGAAUGGAAAGAGAGAGAGAUAAAGAAAGACGUCAGAAAUCGGUAGUUGAAAUUAAUCGUGAAAGGCCUGAAGAUAAACAGAUACAAUAAAUAUUAAAUUUAAAAUAAUAAAAUAUAUUCAUAUUUUUAAAAAAAAUAAUAAAUAGAAUUGAUGAUAAAAAUAUAAAAUAAAAGUAGGAAUAGAGUUUAAUUGGUUCGAGGCCGCGAUCUCGAUUCGUAUUCGAUUUAACGUCAGAUGAAGACGAUGCUGAUCGUAAGUAAAAGGAUUGAGAUGGUUUAUUCCCGAUCUAUAAACUGUACGAUAGACUAGACAACUUGGACACUUUGGGUAUCGUAGGAUAGUCUUGUAGGUCUUGUACAGUUGAUAGUUUGGUUGUAUUGGUAUUAAGUGUAAGGUAUAAGGUAUAAGGUAGUUGUAUAGGCUCUGCUAAAACGUAUUACGUUACAACAGAUAAAUUUAGCAUUUCUUUCACACAGAAGUUGGUGUUGUAGAUGAUGCCAAUGCCGCGACGCGGAAUUAAUUGGCAUGUUGGAAGCCAACCAAUUCUCUCUUUUAUUCGUAUUCGCGAUCGGUUUCGUUAGAUUUAAAUUUGUUUAAGAUUAAAUUCUUUUAUGUUUUAUCAAACCGAUAGUAUACUUUCUGGGCUCACAUGCGAUUACUUGACUUUAUAACUGAUAUAUUUUAUUUACUCUACUCAGAAAAACAGGAUUUUUGUAUUGCGGAUUUAAAACCAGCUAGUAAAUAUAAUUACGGAAGCAACAUAAUUUACAACUACGCAGUAUCAACAAAUUUAAAAAAUGUUGAAAAUAAACGUUUGAUAUUUCAAACAUCAUCGACAUCAUCACCGCAAACAUCAAACACUAACAAUAUCAGUAUACAGCGGAGUUUUUCCGCAGAUAAUGUUAUAAAAACGCGCGGAUUCAAACCAUCCGACAGACACGAUCCUGUUAAGAGAAAUUUUCUCGAAAAUCUUACCUCGAAAAUACUACAUUUCGAUAUGGAUAGCGGACAGAAAACACUACCAAUAAAUUUACAAAAACUUCUUACCCCUGCAAUGGAUUCAGUCGAUUUGCAGACUAGGCAUAAAAAAAUGUAUGCAUCAUCAUGUUUUUACGGUCCAACUCACCCCACUGUUGAAGAUCAAGUCGAACUCGCUCGGCGAAUUUCUUAUUCAUUGAGCGACGUUAAAAAUAUGAAAAGUAAAGGGCAGUCAAUGUAUGUCAACAGAAAAAAACGAUCUGUCAAAUGGAUUCAUGACGGAAAUGGCGCCGAAGGAGAAGAAGAACCUCAAUCGCCCGUGCACAAGGACAAAGUACCACUGAAGUGCGUAAUGAAUCCAAAUGGAAAAGUAAUGGACAUUACCGGCAUUCAAGCAUUAGGCGAAGAGCCCAAUAUUGGUACGAGUCCAAUAAAUGCUGAGAAACUUUUUGAUAUUGUACGUGAUUUAAACAAUCAGAAAGGACGUGGCGCUGAAAUUUUUGCAAAACGUAGAAAAAGGUCAGAAAAGUGGGUUGUAGAUAAAGAUCAAUCGUCAACGCCAUCCACGCCUAAUUAUUCUAAAGUACCUCCUAAUUUUUCAUCCAAUAUGGACUACGGAACGAACGAAAACUCAAACUUUACUAAUAAUUCACCUUUGUCAACUCCAGCAUUUCAAAAUAAUAAUAAUAAUAAUAAUAAUAAUCAUAACUCAAAACCAUUUUUUAAUCCAUUUGCUAUGGAUUUUUCUUUAGAUAACACAAUACCUUCAACAUUUAAUUUUUCAGAGCACGAAUCACGUCGUAAGCCGACAGAAAAUAUUUUACGCAAGCCCGCGGAACCCGAAAUUAAGAAAAUUUAUUUGCGUGAAGUCGCAGUCGGUACUGACUCUGAUUUGACUAACGGUAAACAUAUGAAUAACAAUCAUCACCAUCAUCAAAAUCAUAAUAAUCACAAUAAUCACAAUAACAAUAACAAUAACAACGGCUAUGAAAAAUAUCGCAUGCCUGAGUCAGAUCGUUAUCAAUCUCAUCCUCAAUCGCGUCGCAAAGCCCAGGCUCAAUAUCACCAAAAUGACUAUCGCGAAGUACGGGACACCCGCAAUAGUGACCGUAAUUAUGACAAUCGUAAUAAUAAUCAUAAUAAUGACACCCGCGAACAUCAUCGUAGUCAGCGUCAACAGCAUAAGCAACAGAAACAUCAGCAGUUAGAAGAAGAACAAGAAUAUGAAGACGAGAAUGAUUACACACCGGUGCCAGUUAAACAACUGAUCCAAGAAUUUGAAAAAACAUGUCGUCCUGUUUUUCAAUACAAACAAAUGAGUCCUAAAGUCACUAUUGUCCAACAACAUCCACCGCUUGAUGACAUUUCGCGCUUUUUUGACGCUCCGCGUAUGCCUGCUAACAAACAAAUCAACAAUAAUAACAAUACUCCUAUGAAUGGAGUCAAUGGGAAUGGAAAUCAAAUAGCAAUGAACGGAAACCAGGUCGGAAUCAAUGGAAACCAUUUGAUGAUAAAUGAAAAUCAAAUGGGAAUGAACGGAAACCACUUGGUGAUGAAUGGAAAUCAAAUGGUGGGCAAUGGAAAUGGUUAUCAAAGAACCUAUCCCAAAAUCGGUUAUCAGUCAAUGGGCGGUAAUGGACUGAGAUACGAGUAUGAUUCAUCAGAUGACGAAAUCGAUGAUUCAUUUGGAGAAUCCAGUGAAUCAAUGGAUAAUUUAAAUAUCGAUGACUAUGAUGGUGGAGGUGUCAGAAAUGGCUCCCGUUAUUCAAAUGGCACAAGAAUCUCUGACCCAAUUAGCAACCGUAUGUCGGGAAUGAGUAAUAGCCGCAUGUCGGGAAUGAGCAACCGAAUGUCAUCAAGUGAUUGCGACUACAGAAGACAAUUAUUUGAUGCUGCUACUGAUCAAUUGUUCGAAGCGCCCGCGGGCUUUAGAAAUGAGGAUAUGGAUAGUAUUAACAAGUUCAUUGAUACAGAAGCUGAAAUACCCAUUCAGAUGAAGUCAUUAAUUCUAAAAGGAAUCACUUCGCAAGAGGAUAUUCUUGAACAAAUAAAGCUGUUGCGCAGAACUCCGGUUCUGGAAAAUUUAAUACCCGGACCGCCAAUUGACAGUAAGAUGCCUUCUUUAGGUGCUAAAUUAUAUGAGAGUACUUACAGCGGGCCUAAAAUAGCAAGUGUCCAAACCCUCGCAAAUUACAACACAGCGCCACGUGGUUGGGAUCAGUCACAAUCCUUCUAUCGUCCUGUGACAUUUGAUAAACCUCAGGAACCAAUAACUUACUCUGAUUUUUAAAUUUUUAAACUUUAAUUGCCUUCUGUUAUUUAAUUCACUUUAAAUCGUUGUACUUAAUCAUUAUCAAUUGCAGCAAUUAUCCAAAUAAAAAUAAUUAUCCCACUGUCAAUCUUCAUUUUAAUUCCCAAUAUGGAUUUUAUUUUCCUGCAACCUGUGAAUAUAAAUAUAUAUAAAUUUAUUUAAUAUGAUGGUAUUUGAAUAAGUGAUAAAUUUGAA